UCCAAUUGCCCAUAUCUGACCUGUAUCAUAUCAGAAACUUUGAAAAUAGAUAUCAGUGUUGUUCUGUGGGAUGAGUAUGAUGGAUCUUCAACUGGGACUGGCUCUUCCUAGAACUGGGUUUGAGCUUAAUUGCUGGGAAGUUAAUGAAGCCAACAAGAAUUGUGGUCAAAAAAUGAAGAAGCGCAGAAGAUUUGACGAAGCCUCUGAGUCUAAGGAGGAGUCUGGGGCAGAGAAUGAUGUUGAAGUGAUUCCAACUUUGCCUUUGCUUGUUUGGGACAAGAAUCCUCAUCACACGAAUAAUGAGGAUAGAAACUCUACCAAUACUAACAGUAGAGAAGAUGGGGAUGAAGAAGGUGUGGUGGGUUGGCCUCCCAUCAACUCAGUAAGAAGGAAGCUCUACCACCAGCAGCGCCACCGCUGCUGCGAGGUGAAUGUGGAGAAUGGCGGCGGCGGCGGCCACCGGAGAAGAUUAAACAACUCGGUGUUUGUGAAGGUGAAGAUGGAGGGUGUAGGAAUAGCAAGAAAGAUUGACCUAACUGCUCAUCACUCUUACCAAACACUCACUAACACCUUAAUUGCCAUGUUUGGAAGAAGUGAGGAAGAAGUGGAGGCAUAUAAGCUGACUUAUGAAGACAAGGAAGGUGUGUGGGUGGUUGCAGGGGAUGUAGCAUGGAGAACAUUCAUCCAGUCAGUGCAUAGACUAAAAGUGGUUAAGAAAAGGGAAUGAGCAGAUCAGAUUGUCUCAAGUGUCUGGAUUAUAUUAUGGAUAUAUGUUUCUCCCUUUUGUUCUUAAUGUUUUCUAUUUUCCUUAUUAUUAUUAUACAAUCUCUAUUUGAGCUUUUAAUAGCUAUUUUGGGUAGAAUAUGAAUGUUUUGGCAUUUUAAUCU
Messenger RNA from Ipomoea nil (Japanese morning glory), 887 nucleotides. Its product is annotated as auxin-responsive protein IAA20-like. Bases 71 to 727 code for a protein of 218 amino acids. Gene Ontology annotation, molecular function: protein binding. Gene Ontology annotation, biological process: regulation of DNA-templated transcription. The transcript is spliced from 4 exons. Lineage: Eukaryota; Viridiplantae; Streptophyta; Magnoliopsida; Solanales; Convolvulaceae. Gene Ontology annotation, cellular component: nucleus. The record is from RefSeq and is a predicted model, not a curated record.